UCCAUCAAAAUGAAGGGUAUUUGUCUUUUCCAAAGAGGGACUCUAACGUACACGUAUGGUCUUCUUCUCCUUUUUCAACACAAUUCCCCACCCCUGUGAAUGAAGAAGACGACACUGUUCUAAUCGCAACUCCGCUUUCAUGUAUUCAAAUGAAGCUUCCAUACAUUUUACUGAUUUAAGAAAGAGAGUCUUCGUCUGCUCAUAGUAUCCGAUACCAACCCAACUUUGUCUUCUUCACAUCGAUCUCUUCCAGGUCCCGGCAAAUGGAAUCAUCGCCUUCGCUGAGCCGACUCCGAGCCUCCGCCAACUCGUUCCUGGCUCAGUACGAGCCGCUCGUUCUGCUUCUUGUUCCACUGGUAUCUCUCCUCGUCGCUCGGAUUCUCCGAUCCUUCCUCGAUUCUGUCCAUGAACGAGGCCUCAAACCUUCCAUUGUCGGCUUCACCAUGACCUUAGUCAAGAUGGUGCCGGGUGUGAAGAAGUUGAUCGAUUCAGAGAAACAAAAGGCUGUAGAAAAGAUGCAAGCUUCUGGUAAAUCUAGAGAUGGAUGGAGAGAUUAUUUGCCAACAGCAGGUUUAGGAGAUGGUGUCAUCAAAACAAUGAGAGAUGUGAAAGAAAAAGACGUGAUCUGGCAGGGCAAAUGUUCUGGUACAGUAUAUAUUGCAGGAAGUGAGAAUGAAGGGCACUUUUCUUUAAUAAACGAAGCAUGUUCUAUGUUUGCACAUACCAACCCACUACACAUGGAUAUAUUCCCAAGUGUUGUAAGAUUUGAGGCUGAAGUUGUUGCUAUGACGGCUGCACUCUUUGGAAGCAAGGAAGAAGCUUCUGGAGGACAAAUAUGCGGGAACAUGACAUCAGGAGGGACUGAGAGUAUAUUGUUAGCAGUUAAGUCAUCACGUGAUUAUAUGAGAGCUAAAAAGGGAAUCACCAAACCAGAAAUGAUAAUCCCGGUUUCUGCUCACUCAGCAUAUGACAAAGCUGCAGAGUAUUUUAAGAUCAAGUUGUGGCGUGUUCCCGUGGAUAAAGAAUUUAGAGCAGAUGUGAAAGCUAUUAAGAAACAUAUAAACAAAAACACAAUAAUGAUUGUUGGAUCAGCACCUGGCUUCCCACAUGGAGUAAUUGAUCCAAUUGAGGAUUUGGGCGAAUUAGCUUCUAGUUUCAAAAUUUGUUGCCAUGUUGACCUCUGUCUUGGUGGAUUUGUUUUGCCUUUUGCUCGUAAACUCGGGUACCCGGUUCCACCAAUUGAUUUCACUGUUCAAGGAGUAACCUCAAUAUCUGUAGAUGUACACAAGUAUGGAUUGGCUCCAAAGGGAACAAGUGUUGUUUUAUACCGAAAUCACGACAUUCGGAAGGUAAUUCUUAUUUCCAUUUUAGCCACUAACUUCCAUACUGUAUUUUGCAUAUCAGUGUAUUACUGAAAUGCUUAUUUUUAUCUUUA
Molecule: messenger RNA, 1435 nt
Organism: Cuscuta campestris
Lineage: Eukaryota; Viridiplantae; Streptophyta; Magnoliopsida; Solanales; Convolvulaceae
Source: the annotation of a GenBank genome assembly